AAAUGUCGAUGGCGAAUUGGGCUUUCAAAUAACAUGAUUUUUUGGAGCUUCACAGAAAUGGCGUUCCAGUCAUUCCCGACCACAUAAAUAGUCACAGCGACGUUCCAAUUCCAUUCCACACCAUCGCGCACCUACCUACCUUUGCUUUUGAAUAAAAAAAUAUAGGGUUAACUGAAAGUCCCAAAUCCGACUAGUCCAACUGUCUGAACAGAUCUUUAUUUGACAACAAAAUACAAAACUGUGGAGAUUGGAGAGGGAGUGAUACAGAUUACAGAGAAAACUUCAAAAUUCGCAGUUCCCUGUGAUUCUGUGAAGAUCGACUGUAAUGGGAACCGUUCUCGACUCCCAUUUCUUAGCCCUCACUGCUAUCGUCACUGUGGGUUAUCAGUUGUUGUUCUUCAUACUUACAGCUCUUCUUAAGUUCGACAAAGUUACUGACUUUGCUGGGAGCACCAACUUUGUUAUUAUUGCCAUAUUGACUCUAGUUUUGAAAGGAACUUGGCAUUUUAGACAGAUAAUCUUGACUUUGUUCGUAGUAAUAUGGGGUCUUCGGCUAGCAGGAUUUCUAUUAAUGAGAAUCUUGCAGUGGGGGGAAGAUCGUCGUUUUGAUGAAAUGCGCUCUAAUUUGGGAAAAUUGGCAAUUUUCUGGACAUUCCAGGCUGUCUGGGUAUGGACUGUAAGCUUACCUGUAACAGUUGUCAAUGCGAGUGACAGGAACCCUUCUGUUCAAGCUGUAGAUAUCAUUGGUUGGAUUCUGUGGUCUAUAGGUGUCAUAAUUGAAGCUAUUGCAGACCAGCAAAAGCUUGUAUUCAAGAACUCUCCAAACAACAGAGGGAAGUGGUGCAAUGUUGGGGUCUGGAAAUUCUCUCGACAUCCGAAUUAUUUUGGUGAGAUUUUACUCUGGUGGGGUAUCUUUGCGGCUUCUGCACCAGUAUUAAAAGGCGCUGAAUGGCUUGUAAUCGUAGGACCUAUCUUUCUCACUAUGUUGCUUCUUUUUGUCAGUGGCAUACCAUUGCUCGAGGAGUCAGCAGAUAAGAAGUUCGGUAACAUGGCCGAGUACAAGAUUUAUAAAAGAACAACUAGCCCCCUCAUUCUGCUGCCCCCAGUCGUUUAUGGGAAGUUGCCUGCAUGGUUCAAAGCAACUUUCCUUUUUGAGUUACCUCUGUACAGUCGAAAUAUUCCUCAAGAUGAAACAUCCAACUUGCACUCAAAUCUUUGCACGGUAUAGAAAAAGUGAGAGAGACAGGCAGCAUGGGACUGAAGAUGGAUUAAUCACUCGAUGACCUUGGAUGAUCUAAAUGCGACUUAGAUGUUACUGAUCUGUGUGUAAAAGUGUGGGUUGAUGAGUUCUCAUUCUACUAUGGGAAGCAACUAACAUUUGGGUUUGUACCUAAAAAAAAAAAGGAAAAAUACUAACAUUUGGGUUUUUUCAGAUUUAUGUAUGUAGGAUUCAGAACAGUUCUCCCAACUUCAUGUUUUAUGAUUAUUCCUUUAGUUAA
Messenger RNA from Macadamia integrifolia, 1499 nucleotides. RefSeq lists its product as uncharacterized. The transcript has 10 exons. Gene Ontology annotation, biological process: lipid metabolic process. Lineage: Eukaryota; Viridiplantae; Streptophyta; Magnoliopsida; Proteales; Proteaceae. The record is from RefSeq and is a predicted model, not a curated record. The coding region runs from base 326 to 1228 and encodes 300 amino acids. Gene Ontology annotation, molecular function: oxidoreductase activity, acting on the CH-CH group of donors. Gene Ontology annotation, cellular component: membrane.